AUGGCGGACGAGGGCCGGUACUAUAGCGCUGCCCGGUGGUCGCACGGACCCCCGGUGGCGCAGAACAGCGGUCAGGCUGAAGUGUCGCCCCAGCCCCUCCGGUCCUGCGCGCUGCCGAGAGGACCCCAGGCUCCCGGCUCGGGAUCGCUGCCGACCCCUCUCACCCUGGCCGUCCUGUCUUUCCAGGCUCAGUCACUCACUGGGGGGCACAGAGGCCAGAGCUUCAGAUCCUUCUGCCUUCUUCUCCAGAUCCCGUAUGGAAAGAAGUACGACAAGACCUGGCUCAUCACGGCCCUGCAGAACUUGUGCACGGUGCCCUUCACCCCAGUGCAGUACCACUGCGAGGGCAACAAAGCCAUGUUCUAUAUAGAGGACGCUACCACGGCCAACGCCCUGUCCAAGGUGUCGCGCAAGAUCACGGACACCGACGGGUACAAGGUCUCCGUCAUCAUGAACCCCUCCCCGCCCCCCCCCAGCAUCCAGAGCGAGCUCAAGCCCGAGGACCUGGAGCACAUGAAGCAAUGCAUGAGCAAACGUUUUGAUGCACCCCAGCAAGCGCUUGACUUGAACAGCAUCCGGACAGACCCAGACCUGCUGUCCCACAACAUCGAGGUCAUCCUGAACAGGAAGAACUGCAUGCAGGCUGUCAACAAGAUCAUCGAGGAGAACAUUCCAGAGCUCGUCUCCCUCAAUCUGAGUAACAACCGGCUCUACAAGCUGGACGACAUGGCCGAGCUGGUGGGCAGGGUGCCCACGCUGAAGAUCCUCAACCUGUCGCACAACGAGCUGAAGACGGAGCGCGAGCUGGACAAGAUCAAGGGGUUCAAGCUGGAGGAGCUGUGGCUGGACCGCAACCCCCUGUGCAACCACUUCAAGGACCAGUCCACCUACAUCAGGUCAGUGCGCCGCCGGGCAGGGGCCGCGGGGCGGGGGGGCGGGGGGGUGGGGUUCGUGCAGGGGGGCACCAGCUGGCCAGAACUGGUGCUGUUCUGUGCCCACUGGCCCACAGACACCCCGACCUGGGGAGAACGGGGGAGGAGAGGAGGCCAGGCGACGGGCUGGUCCGGACCCACAGGGAGAGUGCUCGGCUCCCAUGGGGCUCUGCUGUGUCUGAUCCUGCAUUUCCUGCAGCAGUACUACAGUGUGUAUGACACAGCUGACAGACAGCCCCUCCUGGAUGCCUAUCACGACGGGGCCUCGUUCUCCAUCAGCAUCCCGAACUCCUCCCAGAACCCCUCCAGGAGCAGUCUGGGCGACUACCUGAAGGACAGCCGCAACAUCAAGAGGCUGAAGGACCCCACCAUGCGGUUCCGCCUGCUGAAGCACACAAGGUUAAACGUGGUGGCUUUCCUGAAUGAGCUCCCCAAGACACAGCAUGACAUCAACUGCUUCGUGGUGGACGUCAACACCUACACGAACACAUUGCUGUCCUUCACAGUCAGCGGGGUGUUUAAAGAAGUGGAUGGAAAGUCCAGAGACUCUGUCAGAGCCUUCUCCAGAGCAUUCAUCGCAGUACCUGCAGGGAACGCGGGGCUCUGCAUAGUGAACGACCAGCUCUUCGUGAGGAACGCCACGACGGAAGAAAUCCGCAAGGCGUUCGCCACACCGGCGCCCACGCCCUCCAGCAGCCCGGUGCCCACGCUGUCCGCUGCCCAGCAGGAGAUGCUGAACGCCUUCUCCCUGCAGUCGGGCAUGAACCUGGAGUGGUCUCAGAAGUGUCUCCAGGACAACGAGUGGGACUUCAGCAGAGCCGCACACAUCUUCACACAGCUGAAAGCUCAAGACAAGAUCCCUCCAGCUGCUUUCAUGAAAUGAAGAGGAGAAGGGUGUUGUAAAUGACUGUGGUUGUGACACCACAGCAUGAAGAAAUGGAACUACGUCCUGUUGUUUUUAUAUUACCUUUUCGUUUUUUAAAAAAACCUUCCCUGAACAGAACUGUUGACUGUGAACCUGUGACCUCAGCAAAAGCUUCAGUACAGGCCUGCCCCGGCCUGUGUGUAGAUACUCACCCUUACCGCUGUUAAACAGCCAGUCUCCCCGGCAGACCUGGCGCUCGGAGUUUCCUGCGUUUUGGCUUUAAUAGUGUGAUUUUAUAAGUGCACAUCUUGAACAGAAAUAAAAGAAACUGAGAAAUGGAAAGCAGA
Lepisosteus oculatus (spotted gar) is the source of this 2144-nucleotide messenger RNA. The record is from RefSeq and is a predicted model, not a curated record. Lineage: Eukaryota; Metazoa; Chordata; Actinopteri; Semionotiformes; Lepisosteidae.